Kickxella alabastrina is the source of this 516-nucleotide messenger RNA. RefSeq lists its product as uncharacterized. The coding region runs from base 1 to 516 and encodes 171 amino acids. The transcript has 2 exons. Lineage: Eukaryota; Fungi; Kickxellomycota; Kickxellomycetes; Kickxellales; Kickxellaceae. The record is from RefSeq and is a predicted model, not a curated record.
AUGUCAAGCGAGUCACUCACAAAGUGGAUUUCGAAAUCCAAGGUUAGCACAGUGCUGAACAAGGAUGUGAAAACCUACGGUCGCAACAACCUCUUUGACGACAACACCGAGACCUGUUGGAACUCCGAACAGGGCACGCCACAAUGGAUAAUGGUCGAGUUCACAGCUCCAGUACAACUCCACAGCAUCCAUAUGCAGUUCCAAGGCGGGUUCGCGGGCAAAUCCACACAACUAUUUGAUAUGAUGGCCACUGGGGUACCGCAGUCAGAGCUCGUGUGCCCGCUGCACGUGGAGGACAAUAACAGAGUGCAGGAGUUUGUGCUGCCGCAGCAGGAGCAGGGUCGGGCGCGCAGGCGCGUUAAGGUUGUGUUUGGCGAGAGCACGGAUUUCUACGGCCGCAUUGUCGUGUAUUCAAUGAACUUUAUGGGCCGAGUGCUUGACCACAGUGCCGUGGCAGCAGUCGAUGACAGCAGCGUCGGUGCUUCGGGCGUGGCGGCCGACAUGGUGAUAGUCUAG